AUGACAUCCAAAAAUUCGACUUCGCCAUCGGUGGGAUCAACCUUGAUCGGUGCUCAUAAACGAAACUCAGAUGAUAUUGGUUGGGAGUAUGGUUUUUGCCCAGAUAAAAACAAGAUGGAUACAGUGAAAUGUAACUUGUGUGGAAAAGUGUUUACCAGGGGGAUUACUAGAUUGAAACAACUGGUCAUGUGCCGGGAAAUGGAAGAUAAAAAGAAAGCUAAACACGAACAUGAUAAGGCCUUAAGAUCGGAGGCAAUACAAGUGUUAAAUGAUGGUGCUACAAUGGAUGAAAUAGAAGAUCCUUCAGGGUUGAAAGCACCAAGUUAUAUAGGCCCCAUGGAUGGCUAUGCACACAAAAUAAACCCUGAAAUUAUGAAGGGAAAGGGAAAAAAUGAUCUUAACGAUGUUGUUCGAAAAGAAAGAAUUUUAGCAUGUCAUAAAUUCAUUAGUAGGUGGGCAUAUAAAACUGCAAUUCCUUUUCAUGCAUUGGAAGAUGAUAACUUCAAAAUGAUGUUGGAGGUUGUUGGCCAAUUUGGAACAAGGCUUCCACCUCCUACCAGGUAUUCUUUGAGUGAUCCACUUCUAAAGCAUGAGAUUGAAAGAACAAAAAGUUUGUUGAAAAAAAAUGAAGAAGAAUGGAAAGAGACUAGAUGCUCGAUCAUGACAGAUGCUUUGUCUGAUAGAAAGAGAAGGAGCAUUAUGAAUUUAUGUGUAAAUUCAAGAAUGGGUACCGUUUUUAUAUCAUCAAAAGAAUGUUCCAAUGAAUCACAUACACGCCAAUACAUAUAUGAUUAUGUGGAAUCUUGCAUUCAACAAGUUGGUCCCGAUCAUGUUGUUCAAGUUGUGACCGAUAAUGCCACAAAUAACAUGGGAGCUUCAAAGUCACUACAAGAGAAAAGACCAACUAUUUUUUGGACAUCAUGUAUCGGUGGACUUCCAAGGUUUAAGAAAGUCUUAGAUCAAGCAAAGAAAUUAACCAUCUUCAUUUAUGCUCACCACAAAACCUUAGCUAUGAUGAGAAACCACACCAAGAAAAGGGAAAUUAUCCAACCGGGGGUCACAAGAUUUACUUCCGCCUUUCUAACAUUACAAAGUUUAUUCGAAAAGAAGGAGCAACUAAAAAAUAUGUUCUCUAGUAACGAGUGGGAGGAAUGCAAAUUUUCUGGAACACCUAAAGGAAGAGCCUCGUAUGGAACAGUGACAAGUCUUCAAUUUUGGGUCGGUGUGACACAAUGUUUAAAAGUGUUUUCCCCUUUGGUGAAAGUCCAUCGAAUGGUUGACGCGGAUUGGAAGACCUCAAUGGGUUUUGUGUACGGGGAGCUUAAAGUAGCAAAAGAAGAAAUUAUGAAAGCUUUGGGUGGUAACGAGAAAGCUUACAAGCGUAUUAUAGAUAUCAUAAACAACAAGAUGAAAGGUAGGCUAGAUUCAAAAUUACAUUUGACAACUUAUCUUUUGAAUCCUUAUUAA
Molecule: messenger RNA, 1467 nt
Organism: Lactuca sativa (garden lettuce)
Lineage: Eukaryota; Viridiplantae; Streptophyta; Magnoliopsida; Asterales; Asteraceae
Source: RefSeq, a predicted model, not a curated record